Molecule: messenger RNA, 1069 nt
Organism: Schistocerca gregaria
Lineage: Eukaryota; Metazoa; Arthropoda; Insecta; Orthoptera; Acrididae
Product: serine protease snake-like
Exons: 6
Coding region: 1-990 (329 amino acids)
Biological process (GO): proteolysis
Molecular function (GO): serine-type endopeptidase activity
Source: RefSeq, a predicted model, not a curated record
AUGGACCGGCGGUGUGCGCGCGCGGUCAGUCGGAGCCCGGCGGCGCGGCUGCUGCCCCUGGCGGUGGCGCUUCUGCUGGCGAUGGCGCCAACUGCCGCAGACCCCGGAGACAAGAGCCAGGCCAAGUGCAAGGAGUACGCGAGGGCGGUCUUCGUGGAGUCGGAGGCGCCGGUGCUUCUGCCGCGCGCCCUGCCCACCAGGGAAAGCGUCUGCGGCAUCGUGGGCGUGCCGCUGAUCGUGGGCGGCAUCAAGACGGGGCCCCGGGAGUUCCCGCACAUGGCGGUGAUAGGCUACGGAGAUGAGGAGGAAAUCGACUGGAUGUGCGGCGGCUCCCUCAUCAGCGAGACGUAUAUCUUGACUGCUGCUCACUGCCUCAGCAGCCAUGAGAAGGGCCCGGCGCGCUGGGUGCGACUGGGGGACGUGAACCUGGAGGGCAGGAACCGGGACGCGAACCCGCAGCAGGUGGCGGUGGCGGAGCGCGUGGCGCACCCGGGCUACAGGCCGCCCGGCCGCUACGACGACGUGGCGCUGCUGCGCCUGCAACGCGCCGUCCACUUCGACGCGUACACGCGGCCCGCCUGCCUGCACGCGCAGCCCGACCUGCCCGCCGCCGUCGGAGUCGCCACCGGCUUCGGCAAGAUCGACUUCGCCAGCAAGACGACGAGUAAAGACCUGCUGAAGGUGCGGCUGCCGUUCAUCUCGCACGCCGACUGCGAGGCCGCCUUUAGCGCGGACAGGGGCAGCCGCAAGCUGAGGGACGGCAUCCGAGAGGACUCCAUGCUGUGCGCCGGAGACAUGAAGGGCGGCAAGGACACCUGCCAGGGCGACUCUGGCGGUCCGCUGCAGGUGCCGCUGCACGAGCCCUACUGCAUGUACGGCCUGGUGGGCGUGACGUCAUUCGGCAAGUUCUGCGGCUUCGAGAACUCGCCGGCGGUCUACUCGCGAGUCUCGCACUACGUGCCCUGGAUAGAGUCCGUCGUCUGGCCCUGAGCGCUACGGCUGCAGCAUUCCAUCGUGACUCCUCUCAAAGUCUCAUACACGCACUGCAGAAGUACCAUCGACUCUUUGU